Cajanus cajan (pigeon pea) is the source of this 1132-nucleotide messenger RNA. RefSeq names its product calmodulin-1. Gene Ontology annotation, cellular component: myosin II complex. Lineage: Eukaryota; Viridiplantae; Streptophyta; Magnoliopsida; Fabales; Fabaceae. The record is from RefSeq and is a predicted model, not a curated record. Gene Ontology annotation, molecular function: calcium ion binding.
AUCACUCAAUGCAUUUAAAUCAUCGUGCCCCACCCCAUUUCUACCUUGUACUAGUAUUCUAACUAUUCCAAUUACUAUUACAUUCUGAUUCUUUUUUCCACCAUACAGCCACGAGUAUACCAACAAAAUGCAGUCAUAAACUUAUUUUGACUCGUUAAAUUCAAUUUUUUUAUAUAAAAAAAAUAUUGCUAAACUAGACUAGCUAGCAUCACUCAACUUCUACAUAUAGCCCAGCUAAGAUUGAGCUAUACUCAACACACAACUCUCUCUCCCUCUCUAUCUCUAUCUUUAUCUCUCUUUCUCUACCACUUUUCUAGUUCAAGUUUGAAAGACAAAUACACCAUGACAGAUAUCUUGAGUGAUGAACAGAUUGUUGAUUUUAAGGAGGCCUUUGGCUUGUUUGACAAAGAUGGAGAUGGGUGCAUUACUGUGGAAGAACUGGCCACUGUCAUUCGGUCAUUGGAUCAGAACCCCACUGAAAAAGAGCUCCAAGAUAUGAUAAGCGAAGUGGAUGUAGAUGGCAAUGGAACAAUUGAAUUUGAUGAGUUCUUGAGCUUGAUGGCCAAGAAAGUGAAAGACACUGAUGCAGAGGAAGAGCUCAAAGAGGCUUUCAAGGUUUUUGAUAAAGAUCAAAAUGGCUACAUAUCAGCUACUGAGUUGAGACACGUGAUGAUCAAUCUAGGUGAAAAACUAACUGAUGAGGAGGUGGAGCAGAUGAUUAAAGAAGCAGAUUUGGAUGGUGAUGGUCAAGUUAACUAUGAUGAAUUCGUCAAGAUGAUGAUGACCGUUCGAUGAAACACUCUCACCUGAUUGGAUUGGACACAUUUGUUAUUCAAAUUUCAUUGGCUUCCAACCUCUCAAGAAAUAAUAAGUGUUCUUAUUAUUGUUUGUUGUAUUCAACUUGUACUAAUUAGUAGUAGUUAAUGACCAAGCAGUAGAGUGGCUAUAGUCAACCACCCCAUUCCAACUCAAAAUUAAGUCACUAUUCUUGUAAUGUAAUUUUUGUUCAGUAUUGUCUAUGCUCCAAGGGGAGAAAAUCCAAGGUGCAUAUUUACCAUUAAAUAUGUAUGACUUUUACCAAGAACCAUAUGUCUCAUACUUUUAUCAAAUUGUGUUCCAUGGAGGAAGAUAU